AUGGAGCCUAUGAGGAGCAAUUACAAAUCAAAGAAAAAAUGUGAAUACAGGAGAAGAAAGCGUAAUAAAGAAAGGAUGAAUUCUGCCAAGCAAGAUGAAAAUGAUUUCAUCACAGAGCCAGCAAUGCCUAGUCCUCAGCAGCCAGUGAAUGAAGAUCAUGAUGAAAUAACAAGCCAAUGCUCUUCCUCUGCCAGUGAUCUACAAGCUGAACUAGAUGCUGCUGGGCUUUGGCGCCCUGAAGAUGACCAAGAAAUGGCACACAGUCUGCCAUCAUCAGGAAGGUGCAAAGACAAAACUUGCAAAAAAACAAAAGAAAAAUAUGACAACGAAAUAGGAAGGCUUGGGGAGCUUCUCAGACUAGAGAAGCAUCAAAACAAAAAGCUUAAGAAUAUAAACAAUUCCCAAGAAAUAAAAAUAAACUAUGGAAUGGGAUUGCGAUCUAGAGAACUUCUAGAAACCGUCGACAAGGCAGUCAAUUUUAGAGGCUAUAAUUUACUUUCAAUGGCAACAUUAGAUAGUCGGAUACAGUCUAACAUUGCCUUGUUGCAACAAGGAGUAAGUUUAAUAGGUGAAGACGAGCUAAGAAUUGGCAUGUUGAUCGGUAAAGGGCCAAAUGCCAAUGUAUACGAAGGAGAGUUCAAGAGCAUGACCUGUGCCAUCAAAGCUUUCAAAGGGGCACCAUUUUCAGCAGCUUUGAAGGAAUAUCAUAUUUUGAUGCUUUUAAGCAGCCAUCCCUCUGUUCCUCAUGCUUUUGGUGUUGUUAACGGGCUAACCCCAAAGCUUGUCAUGUCAUCAUACAAGGGGACACAUGUUCGAUUGUCCAAUUACAUUUUUGAUUCGAGAGAGGAAUUGGGCCAAUUUGCAGUUUCAUUCAUGCAAGCAGUUGCUUAUUUGCAGGAAAGAAAAAUUUUACACAACAAUAUCAAUCCCAGCAAUGUUUUGAUUGAGAGAUAUUCAGGCAAGAUAUCACUUUGCGGCUUCAGCAAUGCAAGCUAUGGGGAUGAUGGUUACAAAGUUAAUGGUGUGCGAAUGCUUAACCGGUUUGGAGAUUUGUGCUGCUUGCCAAAUGAAGUAAAGUCUGGGGAAACUCAACUUUCAACAAGCAGUGACUUAUUCUGUAUGGGAUACACUAUGAUGUGGCACAUCAGGGUAGCUGAUGCUGCCAUUUCCAAUGUCUCACAAUGCGUGCGAAGAUUCUCACAAGAAUGCGUUUGCAAUUCAGAGAAUCAGAGGCCUAGCUUGAAGCGACUUAAAAGCGUCAUUGACGAACUCACAGUGAUUUUGGCGAUGUGA
Messenger RNA from Rhopilema esculentum, 1293 nucleotides. The record is from RefSeq and is a predicted model, not a curated record. NCBI's taxonomy places the organism in Eukaryota, Metazoa, Cnidaria, Scyphozoa, Rhizostomeae, Rhizostomatidae.